UCAGUCUGAGAACUUGAUAAUAAUUGUGUUUUGUCAUAAAUUAGACAGAAUCAUUAAAAUUAUUGUCCAUUCAAAACAAUGCUGAAAUGUCCAAUCAUUCUUCUAAAAGCUUGGAAGAAAUAAAGAAAUACGAUGAAAAACAAGACUCAAAUAAGGUAUAUUCGCAUUCAACCUCUGAUCUGAAGAGAAAGAGGAGUUUACGGAGUGAUAUUCAUAGUGACGAAUUGAAUGGGAAAUAUUCAAAUUACGAUGUGAAAAGACGCAAGAAAGAGGAACAAAAACAAACCAUUCCUGACGAUGUACCGUCUUGUAGUAAGGAAAAGAGUAUUGAAUCGAAGUGUACCAACCUUCAACAGUUUCUCCAAGAAGAACUAACAUGUAGUAUAUGCUCUGAACUGUUCAUGGAUGCUGUUACCCUUAACUGUUCCCAUAGUUUUUGUGAUUUCUGCAUCAUAAAAUGGAUGAAAGAGCAGUCCACUUGUCCCAUAUGCAGGAAGCCAAUCGAGAGCAGAAAUUCUUCCUUAGUUUUGGAUCGAUGCGUCGACAAAACAUUGGAACAUCUACCACAAGAAUCGAGAGAACAUAGAAGAAUGCUGGCCAAAGUCAGAGAAAACCAGAAGGACAUUGUUCCCCCAGUUCUUGAUCCCGCUGAUCCUGAUGCCGAGCAGAUGAUCAAUGAUUUCCUUUGUUGGUUUGGAGUUACAGAAUUUAUGGAAUUUUUUGAUAUUAGGAAUCAAGAUGAUGACCGUGCCAAUUAUAACCAAAACGAGAACUGUACUAUAAGUUAGGAAAAACUGUAUUUUUGAUCAAUAUGAUUAAUUUUUUUAAUUGUUCAUCCGAUGAAGUGAGUGCGAAUAUACAUCCAGUAAAUGUGAAGGACAUUUCUUAGCGCAAGAGUUAAUUUUUUGGAAAAUAUAGAGACUUUUAUACGAU
This is a messenger RNA of Harmonia axyridis, 933 nucleotides long. RefSeq names its product E3 ubiquitin-protein ligase RNF8-like. Gene Ontology annotation, biological process: ubiquitin-dependent protein catabolic process; double-strand break repair; protein K48-linked ubiquitination. Gene Ontology annotation, molecular function: ubiquitin protein ligase activity; metal ion binding; histone binding. The record is from RefSeq and is a predicted model, not a curated record. NCBI's taxonomy places the organism in Eukaryota, Metazoa, Arthropoda, Insecta, Coleoptera, Coccinellidae. Gene Ontology annotation, cellular component: cytosol; site of double-strand break; ubiquitin ligase complex. The transcript is spliced from 3 exons. The coding region runs from base 87 to 788 and encodes 233 amino acids.